AUGAGGUUUGGCAAUGUCCACGGGUACGGCAAGGCAAUAGUCCAGGCUCUGCUAGACCACGUGCUGAACAUUGCUUCGCUUCACCAGCGUCGCGUUGGGUACCUAGUGUACUCCAGGUACUGCGCCUACGGAUACAAAGGACCAACCUCCGUCAACGUCCGUGCGUUCCGGAGCUUCCUGCGCAUCUGCCACUCCCGCUUGGUCCCUGAUCAAGUCAAGUGCUUCCAACCUGCUCCUCCGCGCCGAGCGCAUUACCCAGAGGGACUCCCGUCAUCCUCUUCUCUCCACCGUCCACCAGCCUCACCAGCGGCCUCGCUACCCUCAACCUGCCGUCUCCCUCAAUCGUUCGUCUCCUUUCCCGCGACACGCCCAGAGACGACCACAACCAUGAACGUUCUCAAGCUUCAGAGGAAGUAUCCUCAAUUCCCGCAAAACGAAAUCUUUGGUCUCAGCGACGCAUUCCGCAAGCUCGACAUUGACGAAAAGGGCUACGUUGACGAGGCCACUGCCAUCAAGGCCACCCAGCAGAGCGAGCGCCAGCCCUACGAUGUCGUACGACAGGCUCUGAAGGAGGUCGACCUUGACUCCUCCCGCAGAGUCGAGCUCGAGGACUAUGUUGCCCUCAUUGCGAAGCUCCGCGAGUCCUCUCCUGCUCAGAAACGCAUGUCGACCGGUCCCGGUGGUGGUACCGGCGCAUCCAUUGUCGCGCAAGCAACCGGAGGCAUGGGUCACUCUUCAAAGUCGAGCAUCGGCAAGAUUCACGUCCAGGGCUCCAAUGCCAACGUCACCCAUACCAUCAACGAAGAUGAGCGCACCGAGUUCACCCGUCACAUCAACGCCGUCUUGGCCGGUGACGCAGAUAUUGGAAGCCGUCUUCCCUUCCCUACUGACACCUUUGAAAUGUUUGACGAGUGCAAGGAUGGUUUGGUCUUGGCCAAGCUCAUCAACGACAGUGUCGCCGACACCAUUGACGAGCGUGUUCUGAACCGACCCAAGAACAAGAAGCAGCUCAACGCUUUCCAGAUGACGGAGAACAACAACAUCGUCAUUGAGUCGUCCAAGGGUAUCGGUCUGUCCGUUGUCAACAUUGGCAGUGGUGAUAUCAUUGAGGGCAGAGAGCACUUGAUUCUCGGUCUGAUUUGGCAAAUCAUCCGCCGUGGUCUUUUGAGCAAGAUUGACAUUAAGCUGCACCCCGAACUCUACCGCUUGUUGGAGGACGACGAGACCCUCGAGCAGUUCCUGAGACUUCCCCCCGAACAGAUUCUUCUCAGAUGGUUCAACUACCACCUCAAGGCCGCUGGCUGGAACAGACGGGUGAACAACUUCUCUAGUGAUAUUAAGGACGGCGAGAACUACACUGUACUCUUGGCACAGAUCGGCUCCGAAUAUGGCGCGACGAGAGCCCCUCUUCAAACACGAGACCUUCAUCAGCGCGCCGAGGAAAUUCUGCAAACCGCCGACAACAUGGGCUGCCGCAAGUUCCUUACCCCGUCAUCUCUGGUCGCUGGUAACCCCAAGCUGAACUUGGCUUUCGUUGCCAACCUGUUCAACACCCACCCCGCGCUCGACCCCAUCACCGAGGAGGAGAAGCUCGAGGUUGAAGACUUUGAUGCCGAAGGAGAGAGAGAAGCCCGCGUAUUUACUCUGUGGCUCAACAGUUUGGAUGUGCAGCCUGCUGUGCAAUCCUUCUUUGACGAUUUGCGCGACGGCACGGUGCUUCUGCAGGCGUACGACAAGGUUAUCAAGGGAUCCGUCAACUGGCGUCAUGUGAACAAGCCACCGGCGCACGGCGGAGAGAUGUUGCGGUUCAAGGCGGUUGAGAACACAAACUACGCGAUCGAGCUCGGCAAGCAGAACCGUUUCUCGCUUGUGGGCGUACAGGGUGCAGACAUCACCGACGGUCAACGGACCUUGACUCUUGGCUUGGUGUGGCAAUUAAUGCGCAGAGACAUUACCGUCACUCUGUCAACACUGGCGCAGCGUCUUGGCAAGAAGGAGAUCACGGACUCGGAGAUGGUCAAAUGGGCCAAUGACAUGUCUCGCAAGGGCGGCAAGUCAUCUGCCAUCCGAUCCUUCAAGGAUCCCUCCAUCGGCACCGGUGUGUUUUUGCUGGACGUGCUCAGCGGUAUGAAGAGCAGCUACGUCGACUACGACCUCGUCACCCCCGGCCACACGGACGACGACGCCUACCUCAACGCCAAGCUCAGCAUUUCCAUUGCGAGAAAGAUGGGCGCCACCAUUUGGCUGGUGCCCGAGGAUAUUUGCCAGAUUCGCAGUCGCCUGGUGACCACCUUUAUCGGUUCUCUCAUGGCCACGGCAGAGAAGCAGGGACUGUGA
Molecule: messenger RNA, 2337 nt
Organism: Colletotrichum lupini
Lineage: Eukaryota; Fungi; Ascomycota; Sordariomycetes; Glomerellales; Glomerellaceae
Exons: 5
Coding region: 1-2337 (778 amino acids)
Biological process (GO): actin filament bundle assembly; actin filament network formation
Cellular component (GO): actin filament bundle; actin filament; cytoplasm
Molecular function (GO): actin filament binding; calcium ion binding
Source: RefSeq, a predicted model, not a curated record